GCUUAGUUUUGAAGCUGUCCUUCUUCACAAGGAGGAAUCCAAUCCCAGGCCUGUCUUAACCGGAAUCGAUCCAGUCCUCGGUGCACAAGGUUUCUCUUAUUUGGUCCGGAUCUAAUCGGGUCCAGUCUGAGUUUGUUCCGAACACUACUGAAAGGAAAGGAUUGUGUUAGAGAUCAAAAUCCGUUGAAUGGAAGUGCAGAGAAGCUCUGUUCAGAUCUGAACCCAAAAUUUCAAGAAUUGAACAGCUCCAUUCAAACUGUUACUCAACGGUUAGAAUGGUUUGACCCCGAUCUGCAGGCAGAUAUCAAUGAUCCCGACAUCUCAAGAGUUGUAUCCAAGCUGGGGAAGGAGAAAGAGAAGAUGAAAGACGACUUCCUGAAGAAGCUUGCCCGGGCAGAAGCUGCCAUGUCCGCGGUUCGUAGCAUGAUGGCACAGGUUUUGGUCAUAUUGGCAUCGCUCUCCACCGCAACACUUUCCUCGAACAAUCUCGCGGGGAAAGUGGUAAUUUGGCUCUUUGUGCCUGUUAUUAGUGGUGUGAAAUUGUCAUUCUAUUUGGCGGUAUAUGGAUGCUACAUAAGGCUUAAAGCUAUCAGUCUAGAAGUCCAGGGCCUCCUUGUGAAGAAGGAGAGCUUCAAAACUAAGCUUAAGACAUUUGAGGAGAUGGUAUCAAGAAAGCGGUCUAAUGACACGGAGAACCCACAAUCUCCCGAGGCGGAGCAGAGGAGAGAGCAGAUUGUUGCAAAGCUUCAGACCUUCAAGAAAGAAAUGGACUCUGUUGAGAACGUCACUAUCCCUUGCUAUGUGGAGCUUGUUCUAACAACAUUCCUUUCUACUGUGCAGGCUGUUGUUCUUAUUGUGUUGAUCGUUACUACUCACCAUAAAGUUGCCGCUGCUGUUGCCCCCCCUCGAGUGCCUACGUGAAGGAUUUACAAUUUUUAUUAUGGGUUGUCAAUUUGUUUUUUAUUGUUGUUGACUUGUUGGAUCUGGACAUUUCCAUGUUUAGCUUAAUUAAUAUGCAGUUAUCGU
This is a messenger RNA of Cuscuta campestris, 1026 nucleotides long. The record is from the annotation of a GenBank genome assembly. Lineage: Eukaryota; Viridiplantae; Streptophyta; Magnoliopsida; Solanales; Convolvulaceae.